CUCAGUUUCGCGGCAACUACAGGAUCCAAGGUAACGUUUGAACUAGCCAGCUGGGCCGCAACGUCGACUUCAUCCACCCUGACCGCCACCGAUCCCGGAUGCGCACGUUUGACUGAGCUCUUGUCGCUGCUGGAAUCCAUGGGGAGGGGGAGAGGACGAAAGCGAAGAAAGUAUGCAGGAAAGAUAGGCGGGUUUUAAGGAAGCCAAGGGAGUGCCGUAAUAUGAAUAAUCUGUGAUUAAGAUUUGCGUGUAUUCAUUGAACUUUGCGUAGUAAGUAGCCGCAUGUCCUUCGUGGCUUCAUCCGUUGAUGUCGAGGAUUGCUUAACAGCGGCGUCGGAAGCUAUAAGGUUUCACCGUGCUUCUCAGGCUGCGACUGGACCCUGGGAUUAUGAAAUGGAGCGGGAGGAUUCGAGGAUAGUGCCUGAAGUAUUUAGGUAAACGGUGCGGGCCUCCGAGUGGACGAGGACGGAUCUGGACGAUGCGGGCUCAGGGCUACCAAGGAAAAGACAUUGAUGGGUAUGUACCUGAAAAAGGAAACUGUCAACAGUCAUCUCCUCCUCGGCUUUGCCGGCUUGGUUUGUCCUUUCACGACGUGUUUCUUUGCCCCAAUAUAUUCGUCCAAUGGCGUCGGAAGAGAGUCACCAUGAGACCCGAGAGUGGACACUUGACCCCGAAACAGAAUACAGGUUUGAAUUGGAUCCAGGGACAUCGUUAGCUAUCAAGCUCAUUCGCGGUAACGCUGAAGUCUUCGGCGCUGAGCUGGCGCCUAACAAGCACUAUCUGUUUGGGCAGGAAUGUAAAGCUGCGAUCUUCACUUGGAGGGGAUGCACGAUCGAGAUGAGUCAUGCUUCAACAGAAUACGUAUCGGAGGAGACGCCAAUGACGGCCUAUGCGAAUGUGCAUGUCGCAUUUGAGCAGAUGCGCGUCCGCGCGUUGAGGGACCUUCGAGGAUCGCCUGUUCCCGACUUUGAGCGUGACAAGCCCAGUGACCCCCCUCGUGUACUGGUCGUUGGACCAGAGAACUCGGGUAAAACAUCCCUAUGCAAGAUUCUCAUAAACUAUGCUGUUAGGGCUGGGCAAGGAUGGUCACCUCUUCUCGUCAACGUCGAUCCCUCAGAGGGUGGAUGGGCUGCCCCCGGGACGCUAUCUGUUGCUCCUAUACAAACCCCUCUACCGACUUCUUCUCCGGGCAGUCCGUUGGGCUCAGCAGCGACGUCGGCACCGACCGCCCUGUCUUCUAAUGCCCUCGUUCCGCUCGCUUACUGGUACGGGCACCCGGAAAUCAAGCGCAACCCGCUGCUGAUGGAGCGGAUAAUUCGUAAUCUGGGACAAGCCAUUGAGGACCGAUAUCAAGUCGAUGUCGAAGGCAAGUGCAGAACGGCUGGGCUCGUCGUCGACACGCCAUCCAGCUUUGCCCCAGGCCCUGGCAACAACGACUCCCGGCAGAAGCUGAUCAGCUCUUGCGUGGAAGCGUUCAAAAUCAACGUCAUUCUUGUCGUCGGUCACGAAAAGCUCAAUGUCGAGCUACAGCGAGCGUACGGCAACCGAAUUACCGUCGUCAAAAUACCGAAGUCGGGGGGUGUCGUUGAAUUGGACCACCUCUAUCGGCAGCGAGUGCACAUGUAUCAGCUCCACACCUACAUGUACGGCCAAAAGCUACCUCUGCCUGCGGGCAUCACCUCCGCCUCGCUCGGCGGCGAAACGGUCUCGGAUCUGAUCCUGUCUCCGUCCUCGACCAUCAUCAACUUUGACGACCUAUCGAUAUUCCGGAUCGGGGCAGAAACGAUGGCCCCAUCCUCUGCCCUGCCCAUCGGAGCAGCCCGGACAGUCUCUGAAACGCAGUCGGUGCCGAUUGACCCGGCCUCUCCCGGCUCCGGUCUACUCAACGCUGUGCUUGCCAUUGUGGCUCCUUUGAGCACAGAUGAGUCGGAACGGUACGAUGAAGAGCUCCUGGACCAGCCCAUAUCCGGCUACCUCGUCAUCACGAAUGUGGACAUUCCCCAACGCAAAUUGACUGUUCUUUCCCCCAACCACGGGUCGAUUACAGGUCGAACAGCAAUCACUGGCUCGUUCGAGUGGCAGGAGUAAUUCGGGAUCUAGACUCUACGGAUGUAUUACGUCGACAUGUAUCGUCUGUUCUAGAAACGGAACCACUGUCCAUCUCACUUUAGGAUCGUUUAGAGUUUAC
Molecule: messenger RNA, 2188 nt
Organism: Mycena citricolor
Lineage: Eukaryota; Fungi; Basidiomycota; Agaricomycetes; Agaricales; Mycenaceae
Source: the annotation of a GenBank genome assembly